This is a messenger RNA of Poecilia latipinna (sailfin molly), 2757 nucleotides long. Its product is annotated as neural cell adhesion molecule L1-like protein. Lineage: Eukaryota; Metazoa; Chordata; Actinopteri; Cyprinodontiformes; Poeciliidae. Bases 1915 to 2271 code for a protein of 118 amino acids. The transcript is spliced from 3 exons. The record is from RefSeq and is a predicted model, not a curated record.
ACACACAGCUCUCAAGCAGAGUCACAGCUCAUGGCCCAGGUCAAACAAAAGGAGAGGGCUCUGGCAUCUCCAGCUUGCUGCUUAUAUAUGGCGGCUGACGAGCCCCAACACACUUCACCUGCAGCAAUCAGGUAGAGCUGAAACAGAAAACACAGAGCUCUCUCAAAGAAAGAGAGCCCCUAGAGGUCAGUGACCGUAACAAGUACCUUAAAAAGUAUGAAUGUCCACAUGCUUGUUCAUUCACAUUACAAUCACAGGCUUUAAUACAUUUUAUUGGAAGUUUGUGUGUUUGAUUUUUAAAAACUGAUAAGUGUGGCAUGCACUUGUUUUCUAAUUUAGUACAGCCAAAUGCCUUCAAAAAAGAAAAUGUAUUUUUAUUAAAUCCAGUGAGUUAUUCAGAACAAAUUGUUAUUUAAUAAACAAAAUCAAUCUGUGAAUAAUUUAAUCUGAGUAUAAAGCAGUCCCUCAAAGACUUCCUGAUUGUUUGUUUGAUUUGUUUUAAUCAAAAUCAUUUUGAAUGUGAUGCUACUUUAGAAACAUUUGUGAGCAAUUUAGUGAUAUUUUUCCCUGAUUACCUCCUUUUCUAAAUUCUGCAUUUAGAAGAUAAAAGAUGAGAAAAAUAACAGACAGAUGGGACUCAAACAUUUUCAUUCUUAAAGGCACAGCUCCAUGUUUGCUAAUCGUCACAUCGAUCACAGACUAUAAAUGCAGACGUAAGAAAUCCUGCCACCUGCAGAUGGGCGUUAUUUAAAUGAGUAAUUUAAAUUGAAUGUUUUAAUCAUUUUUAUGGCAAAAAAUUGGUAGAAGCAUAAACUUAUUUUUACACCCACCUCUCUUACAACACUAACAUCAUCCAAUAAAUUACUGUUCAGGUUAACUUGGUUGUAACAUUCUGUUUUAGUUGGUAUUUUCUACAUCCAUAUCUAUUCAUAUUUUCAUAUUUUCAUGUCUGCCAUCGCUGUGCUCACACUCAUCGUGUUGCAUUCAUAUUUUCAUGCCUUUAUGAACAAGCAUCAGUCAUUUUGAAAACUGAAAUUGAAAUUAAAAUUCUUUCUGUAGAAGACUGGAAACUGGAGUUUCACCUUCCAGUAGCACACACAUUGCCUGAGCUCCAGUGGAAUGAGUUGGAUGAAAUCGUCUAAUCAAAAGUCCAAAUCUAAAUGUAAUGAAUUUAUUGCAAAAACUGAAAAUUAGAUUUUUAUAAAUUUAAUUCAUGCCACAGUUUUUCAGUUUUUAUUUGAAAAACAUUUUGGAAAACCACUUUGUUGGGGUUUUGAACUCUUACAAAGGACUGCAGCAUCUUUAGCCUUGUGCUGUUUUUUAAAUAAUUUCUUCAUCUCUAGGUGUGUGUUUUCAUAACACCUUACAACCCCUCCCCCGGGAGUACAGGUGAAGGUCACUGGAAGACAUCAGAGCUUUAAACUCUUCUCUCACUUUUCAUCGAUGGUCUCAAACCGCAGACUGAAUAUACCGUGUGCCUGAUUUCUAACAGCCAGCUUGAUAAUGCUGGUUUGUUUGAAGAGGUUAUCACAACCAGGGCUAAAGGUGAGUAGGGAAAAAAAAGUAAUUGACCUCCUGAUGAGGAGAGCGCAGCUGCGUCUUUGAAGCGACAUGGUGAUGUGGUGGUCCUUCACGCCGUUACUAGCAUUUCAUUUAGCUCACUAAGAGGAAUUACAUUUGUUCAGCGUUUCCUGCUUGAUUAAUUAGACAAGCAGUAUUAGCUGUUUAAUAUUAAUACUGGAACGUUUCCAUCAGCGUCUCAGCCCGAGCAUCAGAUUAACUUUGUCAAUGUAAACAUUCAAUCAAGUGUCCGAUGGAAAGGCCAAGGCCAGUCAAAGUCACGGUAUCUUGUCCUCCACAGGCCUGGCCAGCGUCCACGGAGGAAUCUCCACCCAGGGCUGGUUUAUUGGCCUCAUGUCUGCCAUCGCUCUGCUCACACUCAUCGUAUUGAUUGCCUGCUUUGUCAACAGAAAUAAAGGAGGAAAGUAUUCCGUGAAAGAAAAAGAAGACCUUCAUCCAGACGUGGAGUCCCAGGGCAUGAAUGAUGACACAUUCUGUGAAUACAGCGACAACGACGAGAAGCCGCUGAAGGGCAGCCAGCGCUCCCUCAUUAGGGAGAUCAAGGUGGCGGACAGCGGGGACAGCCUGGUGGACUACGGCGACGAGGACGUUCAGUUCAACGAAGACGGCUCAUUCAUCGGCGAGUACGGGAGCCGCAAGGAGAAGAGGGUGUCAGCCGAGGUCAAAGCCUCCACUCAGAUCCCAGCGUAAGGAACAGAACGCCCAGUUAGCAUCACUCUACCCACAUGGAACCAACAAACCCAGGAGGACAGAGACGUUAUCAAAGACUGCCGAACAUUUUGUGUCAAAACGUAAUGAGUCAUUGCCAACUGCACACUGCCAUUCUCUAAAGCUCUGUUCCUUCACACUGCAAAACGAGCAUUACUAAAUACCGUGUAUAUAUAGUGUAUAUUGUAUGUGUUGACUGUUCCUUUCUUUUAUAAUUAUCACAAAAACUUUAGAGGUCGUGAUUUGUUUUGUAUUAUUUUCUCUUCAUAUUGGUGUUUUCAGCUGCACUCUGGUUUGUAUAAAUGGUGAACUCACAUUGCGCUCUGUCAUUACAUGAACCACUGACGUCACUGUGUUGCAGGACACAGGCGAUGGGGGAGAAGUUGAUAUUUUUUCAGAUGAGCAAUUAUUACUGACCUUUUUAUAUCUGAAACAAUUCAUUAAAUUUGAUGUAAGAUGUGUAUGAAA